Molecule: messenger RNA, 989 nt
Organism: Culex pipiens pallens (northern house mosquito)
Lineage: Eukaryota; Metazoa; Arthropoda; Insecta; Diptera; Culicidae
Exons: 2
Coding region: 95-925 (276 amino acids)
Source: RefSeq, a predicted model, not a curated record
UGUUGUGUAUAAAUUGUUUGGUUGAGCCCAACGGCAAUGUCAGUACCGGUUGAACAAUAGAGCAGUGUCAAGGUCCAAUACGGUGUUGAGCAUCAUGAAGCAGUCAGUUGCAGUGCAUCACGUGGUGAUCUUUCUCGUGGGAGUUGUUUUUAUUGGUGACGUGCAAGCGGCGUUCAAGGACAUUGGUGGUUGCGCAAGGUUAGACAGCGCGUGGUCCUGUUACGGUGGUCGGAUCCUACGGAACGUGGUGAAACAGUUGGCCGCGGAACAGUCACUCGAACUGAUGCCGGGUGUUGAGAUAGUGCAAGUGGACAGAUCCGGUGAAGAACGGAACAGGGAGUUGAACGAAGUUGACGAUCGGGAUCGAGAUGAUGGUAGCGUGACUGGAAGUGUGACACGGUACCUAACCAACCAUGAACUGAAAGUGAAUUUGGGUGAAAUGGUCCGGAAAAGUGAGAUUCGGAAUGUAGUACGAGCGACGCUGCAGACGGUGUAUCACGAGAUGGCGCGGGAUUUCGGAGAAGCUCGCAAAAAGGACAAGGGCGGCUACGGGGCCAUCAUGAUGAUGGGCAUGAUGAUGAGCAAGGUGCUCGGUGCGCUGGGCUUUGGCGGUGUCGCGUUGCUGGCCAUGAAAGCCCUCGGAGUGUCCAUGAUGGCGCUGCUGCUGUCGGCCAUCCUGGGCCUGAAGAAGCUAACCGAGGGCGGGGGAGACCACAAGGGGCGCCACAAUACCGAGUUUCGAGUUUCCUCCGGUGGGGACGAUCCGCUGGCGAUGGUGGCUGCCACGGAAACCGACGGCACUGGUUACGGAAUUGAGCACUACCAGGAAGCAACCACAGACGGUGGCGCUGGACGGCGACGACGGUCGCCGCAGGAUCGGGACCAACAGCUGGCGUACCACGGUUGGGCUGCGGUUGUGGGAUAAAAAAAAUAAAAAGUGAGGGAUGUGGGAGUUGGUUUUUAUUUAUUUUUAUUUAUUGUUACUGUUA